UUCUAUCACGCCAAUAACCUUAAACCAAAAACCCCAAUUAUUAAAAACCCUCUUCCAAAACCCUAACAAAACCUUGAACCAAUCUUCCAUUUCUUUACAUUUCCCCCAAAAUUGAAACCAUUUCACAAAACCCCAUUUCAGAAAAAUGAGCUCCAAAUUAUUUGUGAUCCUAAAUCGACUAAAUUCAAGGCUAAAUCAAGCUCAAAUUUCAUUAGAAUCAGCUAUAGUUGGGAGCUCUAAUUUGAUCAUCAAUGAAAAUAGAAGCUAUUACACAAGUAGAACAAUAGGUAAACAAGGGAAAGAGAGCUUGUAUGCAAAGAUAAGCCCUUUAGGAAGUCCUGGAAUCAGCAUUAAACCAGAGCUUGAUGGUUGGGUUGAAAAGGGUUAUAAAAUUAGGGUUGCUGAGUUGUUGAGAAUCAUUCAUGAUCUUCGCAAACGCAAGCGAUUUACUCAAGCUCUUGAGGUCUUAGAAUGGAUGAACACCAAAGAGGUCUGUAAAUUCACACCAACUGAACAUGCAGUACAAUUGGAUCUCAUUGGUAGAGUCCGUGGAUUUCUGUCUGCAGAGAGCUAUUUCAAUAGUUUACUUGACCAAGAUAAAACCGAUAAGACAUAUGGUGCUCUUCUUAACUGUUACGUGCGACAACGCCAACUUGACAAGUCCUUGUCGCACUUGCGAAAGAUGAAGGAGAUGGGAAUUGCAUCUACAACUCUCACUUAUAAUGACAUUAUGUGCCUAUACACAAAUAUAGGACAGUAUGAAAAGGUCCCAGAGGUGCUAGCUGAAAUGAAGGAAAACAAGGUUUUGCCUGAUAAUUACAGCUACAGACUUUGCAUCAAUUCAUUUGGAGCAAAAUCUGAUUUCGAGGCAGUGGGAUAUAUUUUGAAAGAAGCAGAAACUCAACCUCACAUGGCAGUGGACUGGAACACCUAUGCAGUCGCUGCCAAUUUUUUCAUUAAAGCAGGUAACACUGACAAGGCAAUCGAUGCCUUGAAGAAGGCAGAGGUCAGAGUAGAUAAGAAAGAAGGUACUGGCUUCAAUCAUCUGAUUUCUCUUUAUGCCAAACUACAAAAGAAGGAUGAGAUCUUAAGGUUGUGGGAACUCGAGAAGAGUGCUUGUAAGAGAUGUAUCAACCGUGAUUAUAUUAAUGUAUUGGAGUCUCUUGUGAGGACGGGUGCAGUAAAAGCAGCUGAGGAAGUGCUGAAGGAAUGGAAAUUAUCUAAUAAUUGCUUUGAUGUCCGAGUUCCUAAUAUUGUCAUUGCAGCUUAUUUAGAUAAGGGAAUGCUGGAGGAAGCUGAGGCAAUGCUUGUGUCAGAUAAGGAAAAGGGUUGUAGUCCGAACACUUGGGGAUUAUUAGCAGCAAGGUACCAGGAGAAGGGUGAGAUGCAAAAGGCAAUCAGCUGCAUGAAGGCUGGCUUGUCAUUUUAUGUAGAGAAUAAAGGUUGGAAACCAAGUAAACAAGUCAUUUACAGUCUUCUUAAUUGGAUUGGUGAUGAAGGUAGUGUUGAAGAUGUAGAAUCUUAUGUCAGAUUAUUGAGAAAUGCAGUUCCCGUGAAUAGACAUAUGUAUUAUGCUCUAAUUAAGGCUCAUGUUCGAGAUGGCAAGGAUGUCGAUGAGCUUUUGCAGGAGAUGAAGGCUGACGGCGUUAAAGAAGAUGAAGAGAUGAAAAAGAUUAUACAAACGAAAACUUGAUCACUUCAUGAUCACGCUGUUCACAGAAGCUAGUAUAGUGAUUUAGUCAUUUAGGCGAUGCAGCUACUGCAUAUUCGAGGAUGAAGCGCACUUUUUAACUGCAUCUGAAACCAUGUUGGCAUGCCUGAUUGUCAAAUUUCACAAGUGAUCAUACCUUUUCAGGUCGUUACUUUCAUAAUAUUUCCCUCCUUUUCUGUACUGUCGCUAAUUUGAGAAGAGAAAACUUCUCGAAGGUUGUGAUCUGAUGUAAUCUUGAACUAGGAAUGAUAGAUCGCUGGAGAAAAUUAUCAAUUCACAUGGUUUAUAUUGUAAGCAUUUGAAAUUCAAUCAAUAAAAAUCAUUUUGAUUGCAGAA
Messenger RNA from Beta vulgaris subsp. vulgaris (sugar beet), 2047 nucleotides. RefSeq names its product pentatricopeptide repeat-containing protein At4g21705, mitochondrial. Bases 146 to 1693 code for a protein of 515 amino acids. Gene Ontology annotation, molecular function: protein binding. Gene Ontology annotation, cellular component: mitochondrion. The record is from RefSeq and is a predicted model, not a curated record. The transcript is spliced from 2 exons. NCBI's taxonomy places the organism in Eukaryota, Viridiplantae, Streptophyta, Magnoliopsida, Caryophyllales, Amaranthaceae.